Molecule: messenger RNA, 1107 nt
Organism: Postia placenta MAD-698-R-SB12
Lineage: Eukaryota; Fungi; Basidiomycota; Agaricomycetes; Polyporales; Adustoporiaceae
Exons: 11
Molecular function (GO): hydrolase activity, acting on carbon-nitrogen (but not peptide) bonds
Source: RefSeq, a predicted model, not a curated record
AUAGACUUAAAUGGGGCGUUCAUUUGUCCAGGCCUUAUUGACUGCCAUGUGCACAUUACCGCAACGCCUGGAGUGCGGUCGCUAUCAGAACUUGCGCGGGUCCCCCAGGAGUCCGUGCACCUGCAGUCGACGUAUGUCCUGCGAGAGAUGCUUCUGCGUGGGUUCACGACCGUGAGGGACACGGGCGGUGCCAGCAAGGCAUUAGCCGACGCCGUCGAGGAGGGUCUUAUUCUAGGGCCCAGGAUCAUCCAGUGUGGCAGGGGUCUGUCGCAGACAGGCGGCCACGGCGACAUCGGAGCGAGCUGCUGUGGGGGCGGACACGGCCAUUCUCUUGGGCGCGUAUGCGACGGCGUGCCAGAGGUCCUGAAGGCGGUACGCGAGGAACUCCGAGGGGGCGCGGACUUCAUCAAGGUGCACUGUGGCGGGGGCGUCGCUUCUCCUACGGACGCCAUAGAGACGGUGCAGUUCACCGCGGAGGAGCUGCGCGCGAUCACAACGACGUGCCGGCAGAUGGGCGGGAAGAUCGUGACGGCGCACGCGUAUACCGACGAGGCCGUGCGCCACGCGAUCGAGAACGGCGUCAUGGGUAUCGAACACGGGAACCUGAUCAGUCCUCAAACCGCUCAGCUCAUGGCGGAGAAGGGCAUCUUCCUCACCCCGACGCUCUCGUGCUACGGCAUCAUGGUCCGCCCGCCCUUCGAGGACUACCUCCCGCCGGAAGGGAAGAUCAAGAACGAGCAGGUCAUGUCGAAGGGCCUGGAUGCGCUCAAGGUCGCGGACGCCGCGGGCGUCACUAUAUGCUACGGGUCGGAUCUGCUGAACAGCCUGCAGGCGCUGCAGACGGAAGAGUUCACAGUCCGCGCGUCGGUCCUGCCCUCUCCGAAGGUGCUGCAGCACGCGACGAGCAACGCUGCGGCGAUGCUCGGGAAUGCGAAGAUCGGCCGCGUCGCUGUGGGCGGGUACGCCGACCUCCUCAUCCUGGACGCCAACCCGCUCGCGGACGUCACCGUGCUGGACUAUCCGGAGGACCACCUGUUCGCCGUCAUCAAGGGCGGCGCUGUUGUCAGCAGCAUGAUCGAGGGGCUGCCUGCUGUGGUGCCGUUUUGA